Cyphellophora attinorum is the source of this 378-nucleotide messenger RNA. RefSeq lists its product as uncharacterized. The record is from RefSeq and is a predicted model, not a curated record. Gene Ontology annotation, cellular component: mitochondrial outer membrane. Gene Ontology annotation, biological process: protein insertion into mitochondrial outer membrane; mitochondrial outer membrane translocase complex assembly. Lineage: Eukaryota; Fungi; Ascomycota; Eurotiomycetes; Chaetothyriales; Cyphellophoraceae. The coding region runs from base 1 to 378 and encodes 125 amino acids. The transcript has a single exon.
AUGUCCGACGAUCUAGCGGCCUCCGGCUCCUUUAUGGAACAUUCCACCGCAACAUCGCAGCCAUCCGUCAUUGAUGUUCCUGCGCCGGAUGAGGACGAGAUGGACUCAUUACCAUCGUCUCCGACCGACGACUCGCUGAGCAUGUCCGAUGAUGAGGACUGGCAACGGGCAGAUCGAGAGUGGAAAGAGUCCCUACAGCAGCUCGAGCUGCUCUUGUCUAUGGUCAUCAUUCCAUAUCUCGGCAAAUACUUCGGUCGGAAAUUCGCAUACUGGGGAUGGAAGCGGUACAUGGAGUGGCAAUACCCGGUCGAGAUCGUCUUUACAAACAAAUCACAAUUCAAAGCUGUUGGAGCCGUCGAAGCCGCAGCUAGUCUAUGA